Cucurbita maxima (winter squash) is the source of this 873-nucleotide messenger RNA. Its product is annotated as gamma-glutamylcyclotransferase 2-1-like. NCBI's taxonomy places the organism in Eukaryota, Viridiplantae, Streptophyta, Magnoliopsida, Cucurbitales, Cucurbitaceae. Gene Ontology annotation, cellular component: cytoplasm. The coding region runs from base 155 to 829 and encodes 224 amino acids. The record is from RefSeq and is a predicted model, not a curated record. The transcript has 9 exons. Gene Ontology annotation, molecular function: glutathione specific gamma-glutamylcyclotransferase activity; gamma-glutamylcyclotransferase activity. Gene Ontology annotation, biological process: glutathione catabolic process.
CUCGAAAAAACACCAUUUCCCUGGAAGAGAGAGAAGAAACAGAGAGAAUCAAGAGGGGGAGGAAGAACAGAACUCAGCCACUCUCUAAUCUCAUCCUCCUCUUUCUCUUUCAUUUUCCAGGAAAAGUUUUCGGAUCUUCGCGAGCUUUAUAAUCAUGGUGUUUUGGGUGUUUGGGUAUGGCUCACUGGUGUGGAAUCCAGGAUUUGAAUUUGACGAGAAAAUUGUAGGUUAUAUCAAGGAUUAUAAGCGCGUUUUCGACCUCGCAUGCAUUGAUCACAGAGGUACGCCAGAAAAUCCUGCUAGAACUCUCACGUUGGAACAGGAAGAAGCAGCAAUUUGUUGGGGAGCAGCUUACUGUGUGCGGGGGACUCCUGAAAGGGAAAGAACUGCAAUGGAGUAUUUAGAACAUAGAGAAUGUGAAUAUGAUCAAAAGACACUUGUUAACUUCUACAAGGAAGAGAGCUCUCUUGAGCCUGCCCUUUCAGGAGUAAUUGUUUUCACAUCGACUCUGGACAAAGAAGUGAACAAAUACUACCUGGGUCCAGCUCCGUUAAACGACAUGGCUAGACAAAUUGCUACUGCUGCUGGGCCUUGUGGAAACAAUAAGGAUUAUAUUUUCAUGUUAGAGAAGGCAUUGUUUAACAUAGGUCACGAGGAUGAAAUGGUGAUCGAGCUCGCUAACGAGGUGAGAAAAGUUCUCGAUCUCCUCGAGAAUGGUAUCUCAAGGGAGAACAAACUGCUCGGAGCAGUGCCCCACGUAGUACUCAAGUCGCACAUAUCGUCCUUAGAACUACAACUACUUCCAGAAGCCAUAGCCACAGAUUCCUAACUCCAAAAUCCCACAAACCAAACAAACCAGAGGCUUCCAGUGAU